UCGCCACCGAGAGGACUGGAGUGGGGCGGGCUCCAGGACAGCUCGGAGGCCCUGUGCGCUCGCGACCGGCCGGGGCCCCCAGCUUGUAGCUGCCGGCUCCCAGGCCGCACGGAAGGGCGCGCGUGCGGGUCUGCGCCGCGACCGCCUUAGGGUCCCGGCGCGGCCGCAGCCGGCGCGGAGGGGCCGCGAGAUGCAGCCGCCGGGCCCGCCCCCCGCGUACGUCCCCACUACCGGGGACUUCACCUUUGUCUCCUCUGCAGACGCCGAAGAUCUCAGUGGUUCAAUAGCAUCCCCAGAUGUCAAAUUAAACCUUGGUGGAGAUUUUAUCAAAGAAUCUACAGCCACUACAUUUCUGAGACAAAGAGGGUAUGGUUGGCUUUUGGAAGUUGAAGAUGAUGAUCCUGAAGAUAACAAGCCUCUCUUAGAAGAAUUGGAUAUCGAUCUAAAGGAUAUUUACUACAAAAUCCGAUGUGUUUUGAUGCCAAUGCCAUCACUUGGUUUUAAUAGACAAGUGGUGAGAGACAAUCCUGACUUUUGGGGUCCUCUGGCUGUUGUUCUUUUCUUUUCCAUGAUAUCAUUGUAUGGACAGUUUAGGGUGGUCUCAUGGAUUAUAACCAUUUGGAUAUUUGGUUCACUAACAAUUUUCUUACUGGCCAGAGUUCUUGGUGGAGAAGUUGCAUAUGGCCAAGUUCUUGGAGUUAUAGGAUAUUCAUUGCUUCCUCUCAUUGUAAUAGCCCCUAUACUUUUGGUGGUUGGAUCAUUUGAAGUUGUGUCUACACUUAUAAAACUGUUUGGUGUGUUUUGGGCUGCCUACAGUGCUGCUUCAUUGUUAGUGGGUGAAGAAUUCAAGACCAAAAAGCCUCUCUUGAUUUAUCCAAUCUUUUUAUUAUACAUUUAUUUUUUGUCCUUAUAUACUGGGGUGUGAGCCAAGUCAUACGUGAGUAGAAAAAGACAAAUGUAAAAAAAAAAAAAAAAAAAAAAAAGACAAAUGUGUGUGUAGGCUGGGAAUUCUUGGCCCAAGGGAUUGAAGCAAACCUGUUGCUGGUAAAAUUUUACGUGUUCCAGACAUAAUGCAGGUUUAAGAUCUUUCUAAAACUGUUAUUUGUGUUUAAGUAAUUGCAGUUAUCUGGGAUUUUUUUGGUCAGAAUGCUAAAUUCUGUUCGAUUCUUCAUAUUCCAGCAAAUAAAAUAUAAAAGCAUUGUGUUUUUAAGAUUGUGUCAAUAUUCACAUAAAAACUUGUGCCAAAAGCACCUGGAUUGGUAAUUGUAUUUCACAUGAAGGGUAAAUUUGAUAACAUCUUGAUAACCUAAAAGUGCAAUUCUUUUCCUUUAAAGAAUUUUCUCCUGCAUUGCAGAUCCUGUAGAUAUAUAUUUAUAUUUAUACAUAUAUAUUUAUGGAAUAAUUAUUCACAAAAUAUAUUUCUGGAUAGCCUAAAAAUUAAGAUAUUUAAUCUGAUGCUUAAAACUUCAUUUAAAUUGGAUCUUAAUCUUGUUUAUUUAAAAAUUCAAACUUGUUUUUAAAAUGGCAUAUAAUUUUAAAAAUAGUGGUUGUUGAUAUAGAUUUGGUUUAUUUGGAUAAACUUUUAAAAACUAUUUUUGAAUGUCCAGACAUCUAAUUUAAAGUUUCUGUUAAUCUUUCUGACAAAAGGGGCAAGAAGUAUAAUGGAUAUGACGUUUGGUAAAAUCAUGACUAUUUAGGAACACAAAAUAUUUAUUGCACCAGUAAAUAUUUUAAGUGGUAUUCCUAAAUCAGAAAAGUUGUGGGAAAAAACAUCUUUAAGAUUGUGUGGUCCUGAACAAUGUUACAUGAAGUAGAAAAUAAUAAAAUGCUUCCCAGCUGUAUGUUUUGUUUUAUAACAUCUUGUCCUGUAUUGCUUGAUAUUUAAACAAAAAUUGGGUACUCCAUAGCAAAUGUACAAUUUUUGCUGAGGGAAAUAUUAAGACAUUUUUGUUAGUGACAUUUAUAUUGUGGAUAAUUUUAUAGGUUCUAGAUAUAUUUCUAAUUAUUACUACUUUGUAAAAUGGAUAAAAUGUUUUAUUUAUGCCUAUGAAAUAGAAAAUACCUAAUAUUAGUAAAUUAUUCUGUUAUCCUUUCUGAGCUCACCUGGAAGAGUUAACUGCUAUCCUCAAUAUGAUAACAUUGCCAUUGCUUGCUGUGUUUUUUUUUUUUUUUUUUUUUAGCAAAUUUACCCAUCAGAAAAUAUUCAGCACCUUUGAAACAAGCCUACAGAUUAGCAAGAGAUUAAACCCAUCUCUUUUCUGUUACCCAAAUCCUACCUGUCCAAUUAAAAAAAAAAAAAGAUUUAAAGUAAACUGUAGGGAACAUGAGGAGCAUGGAAUAAUGUGAGCUGGAAUAAUGUGGAAAGUUAUACAUACUGAUUUUGUUUUUUAAACAUCCUCAGGAAAACAAUUAGAAGCACCGGAGAUGCAGCAUUUGAACUAAUAUGAAACAGUAAGGAAGGACAUUUGUCAUACUUGAGAAAUUCCUGAGGUCAGAAAUUCCUGAUGCUUUGUUACUGCAGAUUGUUGUAUUCAGCAUUCAUAGUACUGACGGUGCAAUCUUCCUCAGAAAGCUUAGGAGUCGAGACCAGGGGAUGAAAUUUUACUACACUAUAAGUCAAGGUUAUUUUUGGACCACCUCUAUGAAAAAAUGGCUUAAUUUUUUUUAACUGUUACUGCUUUUAAGGUAUGAAUUAAGAUUUCAGUUAUAUGAAUCAUGUUUAUUCUUAAUGAUACAGUUUAAUAAAAUGAGGUAUUUAUGUUCUAAAAAAGGCAUUUAAAAAUAGCAUUUUAUAUUGGGAACUGCUUUUUAUAGGGUGUAUAUAUAAUAUUUAUAGUAUUUCAAAGUCAACCAAUGUAUUUCAUGUGAUAAUCAGUAAAGUAGUUAAAAUAGA
Lepus europaeus (European hare) is the source of this 2893-nucleotide messenger RNA. It is a transcript of the gene YIPF4, whose product is annotated as Yip1 domain family member 4. The record is from RefSeq and is a predicted model, not a curated record. Gene Ontology annotation, cellular component: membrane; trans-Golgi network. The transcript has 6 exons. The coding region runs from base 191 to 925 and encodes 244 amino acids. Gene Ontology annotation, biological process: endoplasmic reticulum to Golgi vesicle-mediated transport; vesicle fusion with Golgi apparatus. Lineage: Eukaryota; Metazoa; Chordata; Mammalia; Lagomorpha; Leporidae.